AUGUCUACCAUGUCAAGACGGCCGACCUUCCUAAUUAUUCAUGGAUCAUGGCAUUAUCCCGAGGUGUACGAUACCUUCUGCAAAGCGAUCGGAAAUCGCGGCGCGGAAGUUGUGUGUCCCCGCUUACCGACCUGCAGCGGAGAGCUCCCCCAGAAAACAAGCAUCGAGGACGAUGUCGCUCUGAUCCGAAAGACAGCUCAGUGCCUGGUUCAGGAGGGAAAGGACGUUAUCGCUGUCAUGCAUUCAUAUGGCGGUAUGGUCGGCACAGACGCCCUGGAAGGGCUGGGGGUCCAGCGUUUGAUUUACCUGGCGGCAUUUGUACCGUUCGGGGGGAACUGUCUUGCUGAUAUGUUUGAUGGCUAUCUGCCCUCAUUCAUAGUCUGUGAUGAACAAGGUAUGUCGCGGGUUCCCGAGGCAGCUUCGGUAUUCUACCAGGAUCUUCCCGACGACGAAGCCGCUUUCUGGGCGGAAAGACUCGUUCCCCAACCAAUAUCCGCACACCUCAACCCAAUCUCCCACGAAGCCUAUCGCGGCAUUCCCGCCACAUAUAUCGUAUGCGAGGACGACCGGGCGAUUCCCGUGAGCGUACAAGAGAGGAUGAUCUCAAAUGUGCAGAGUGCGGGUGUAGGGAUGGACAUUAGAAGAAUACCCGCGAGCCAUAGUCCCUUCCUGAGUAUGCCUGAAUUGACUGCCGAACUGGUGGUCAAUUUGGCAGCAGAGUAA
Molecule: messenger RNA, 723 nt
Organism: Aspergillus pseudonomiae
Lineage: Eukaryota; Fungi; Ascomycota; Eurotiomycetes; Eurotiales; Aspergillaceae
Product: alpha/beta hydrolase
Exons: 2
Coding region: 1-723 (240 amino acids)
Source: RefSeq, a predicted model, not a curated record